UUGUUCUUUGUUUUUAGGGUUUAUCCGGCCAUGGCGAGCCUGUGCGUUCCAGGCGCUGGCGCUGUCGCCGCCGCGGUCCCACAGGCCAGAUCUUUGGCUCGCGACGCCGCAUUCAGCAAGAAGGUUUGCAGUAGAUCACGGAUUCACGCGAGGAUCUUGAGUGGGAAAUUUGAUGCUCGUCGCGUCGUCAUGGCCGCUGUUCCUGACGUCGUUCCUCCGCCAAUAGAAAAUGAUUUGGAGGAUGUUUUGCUCGAAACCGGUGCACAGAUCUCCGACAAUGGCAUCGUCCAGACGUUUGGAAACGAUGAGGAAGCAUUGAAAGCGGCCGAUUCCGGAUGUGCUGUGAUAGAGAUGUCUCACUUUGGAAGACUCCGGGUCACUGGUGACGACCGGUUGCGGUUUCUGCACAACCAGAGUACUGCUGAUUUUCUGCCGCUUAAGGACGGGGAGGGGUGCGAUACAGUUUUUGUGACGAACACCGCAAGAACAAUCGAUCUAGCAACCGCAUGGGCGAUGAAUACGGCUGUGAUUCUUCUCGUUUCUCCAGAGACUCGGCACGAUCUUAUCAAACUGCUCAAUAAGUACAUUUUCUUUUCGGACAAAGUGGAAGUGGAUGAUAUCACAGAGAAGACCUCCUAUUUUUCAAUCGUAGGCCCCCAAAGCGAUAAUGUUAUGCGGCAGCUAAAGUUGGAGUCUUUGAUCGAUAAGCCAUACGGAACUCAUGUACACUACACCGCGAAUGGGGCACCUGUAACCGUGGGAGUCGGCUCUGGACUGUGCACGAAAGGCUACUCUUUCCUCGUGUCCACUGCCGCCGCGGGUCCUGUGUGGACCUCGAUAUUAAAAUGCGGUGCUUUGCCAAUGGGAUCUUCGGCCUGGGAACGCUUGCGAAUCUUGCAAGGCAGGCCAGUUCCUGGCAAGGAGCUUACCGACGAGUUCAACGUCCUGGAAGCUGGACUCUGGAGGACAAUCUCGCAAACCAAAGGUUGCUACAUCGGGCAGGAAACAGUGGCGAGACUAAUCACAUACAACGGUGUCAAGCAACACUUGCACGGUGUAAAACUCACCGGAGCUGUGGAACCAGGAACGAUCCUGACGACAAGAGAUGGUGUCAAGGCCGGGAAGCUGACGAGCUGCACGAGAGAAGCUCCAUAUUUUGGACUGUGCUACAUUAGAAAACAAUGCGGCGGUCCCGGGCUGGAGAUUAAAAUCGGCGAUGGAUCAGUGACAGGAAUCCUUGUCCAAGUUCCAGGCUUGGCUCGAGAGCUAUCAUCUGGAUCACGAACGGUGACUUAGUUUUUGCGCCUUAUCACAUGGCCCCCCACGUUGUGAAUUGGAAUACUGGUUUUCAAACGGGUCGGAUAUGUAUCA
Messenger RNA from Selaginella moellendorffii, 1371 nucleotides. Its product is annotated as putative transferase At1g60990, chloroplastic. The coding region runs from base 31 to 1296 and encodes 421 amino acids. Gene Ontology annotation, biological process: glycine decarboxylation via glycine cleavage system. Gene Ontology annotation, molecular function: aminomethyltransferase activity; protein binding. Gene Ontology annotation, cellular component: mitochondrion. The transcript has 12 exons. The record is from RefSeq and is a predicted model, not a curated record. NCBI's taxonomy places the organism in Eukaryota, Viridiplantae, Streptophyta, Lycopodiopsida, Selaginellales, Selaginellaceae.